Messenger RNA from Penicillium daleae, 1509 nucleotides. RefSeq names its product FAD-binding oxidoreductase. The transcript has 5 exons. Gene Ontology annotation, molecular function: D-lactate dehydrogenase (NAD+) activity; D-lactate dehydrogenase (cytochrome) activity; FAD binding. Gene Ontology annotation, cellular component: mitochondrion. Bases 1 to 1509 code for a protein of 502 amino acids. NCBI's taxonomy places the organism in Eukaryota, Fungi, Ascomycota, Eurotiomycetes, Eurotiales, Aspergillaceae. Gene Ontology annotation, biological process: lactate catabolic process. The record is from RefSeq and is a predicted model, not a curated record.
AUGGCAAUUUCUUUGAGGACGUCGCGCGUGUGCUCGGAGAAGACAUUUCCCGCACCCCUAGUCGAUGGCGCACUCGAGGGUACUCAAGGCCGGAAAUCUUACGGCGAUCCAUUUUCAACCUCAGGAACCCACGCACCAAGCGGUGCCGUUCGACCCCGUGCUGUAGAAGAGGUCCAGGAGGUCGUGAAGCUUGCAAAUAAGCACAAGGUGUGUUUGUGGACAGUGUCACGGGGAAAGAACCUGGGAUAUGGUAGAUCCAGCUCUGUCGUCAAAGGAUGCGUUAUCCUAGAUCUGCACCGAAUGAACAAGAUCGUCGAGGUGAACGAAGAGUACGGAUACGCGAUAGUCGAGCCGGGUGUAUCUUUCUUCGACCUUUACGAGGAAAUCCAACGACGGGGCCAGAACCUCUGGCCAUCGGUGCCAGCCAUUGGCUGGGGUUCUGUUUUGGGAAAUACCAUGGACCGAGGCUUUGGAUAUACGCCCAAUGGAGAGCAUUCGCAGUCACAGUGCGGCAUGGAAGUUGUGCUGCCAAAUGGUGAAUUGCUUCGGACCGGUAUGGGAGCGAUGAAGGAUAAUAAAACAUUUUCGCUAUACAAGGGAGGCUUUGGCCCAACCCUUGACGGUCUGUUCUACCAAUCCAACUUCGGCAUCGUCACCAAGAUUGGCAUGCAUAUCACUCCCGCCCCCGAGGCGUACGCUACUCUUGAAGUCAGCGUUCCCAAGGAAGCAGACCUCAUCCCUCUCACCGGGACUUUGUCAGACCUGAUGCGCCGCUCCAUCAUCCUCAACUCACCUUCCAUCGCCAACAUCUUCCGUAUCGCGCUUACAUCUAAAGUCCCCGAGGUUCACGCCAAACUGGCCCAGUACAUGGAGCCCAACUCAUACGUACCUUAUGACGUACUCGAGGAAAUCCGUGCGGAACAUAACUGGGGAUUCUGGAAAGCCUACUUCUCGCUAUAUGGCUCAGUCGAAAUGCUCCCAGCGUUAAUUCAAACCGUGCAACGCGCGUUCUCCACAAUCCCAGCAGAGAUCAAAGAAGAAGAGAUUCCGUACAGUGGCAUCCAAACGCUCGCCCCGCUGGGCAUCGUCGACAGCCGAUCCGAGAAGGGCGGUGCACACGUCGACUUCUCGCCCAUCGUCCCUCCAUCCGGACGUGAGUUGUACCAGUGGUACCUGACAGCUAAGCAACGCACCAUUGCCGCAAAGUUCGAUUUCUUCGCCGACUUCCAUGUCUACCCGCGCUACGUGGUCGGCAUCGAGCUGGUCAUCUACACGCUCAGAGAGGAGGCACGCGUCCUCGAGUUGUGCAGGAACUUGCUGCAUGAUGGUGCGGAGCAGGGAUAUAUGGAGUACCGCACGCAUGUGCGCUACAUGGACCAGAUUGCGGCCAAGGUGGACUUCAACGACGGUGCGUUCAAUAAGUUUACGCGACGCUUGAAGGAUGUGUUGGACCCCAAUGGGGUGCUUUCUCCCGGAAAGUCGGGCAUUUGGAAUGAAGGGGUUCCAUAG